AUGUCCUUCGGCUACGUGGAGCUCUUCAACGGUCUGGCCAUGGAGAUGUUCUCCUCCAUGCGCUACCUCGUCUACGGGCUCCGCUCCAACAUUGAGGCCAUUCAUUUCGGGAAGGGCUCGAUUCUAGUCGACAUGGAUAUCACACUUUUAAUGGAACUGAAGAAAUUCAACGAAAUGCGCGACUUCUUGCCAUUCCACGACGUCGUUAACAGUGCCACCGCUUUAACGGUGAAUCAAGUUCUGUUUUGCGGAAGCCGACGGCAGAUUUAUGUGCUCGACAAGUUCUUACGGCUCAUUGUCCCCUGCUACAGCGAAUUCCCUUGGAAUCAGGUGUUCCGCAUGAACCGCGUGAACCUGACGUUAAUGGCCGCUGUGGCAAAGGAAAUUGUCAGCUACAUGGACGGGAAGGAAUGGUAUGUCGUCAAAUUUGCUUUGCAGACAGAGUGUACAGUGGGGGACCUGACCCAAUGGCAAAAAACGUACCAUUUUGCAUCCGGAAAGUAUCAAAAAUGUGGCAAAAUGCUUCACUCCCCAAGUGAAAAAACUUCGUUUUUAAGGGCGCGCACAUCAACCACAAACAGAAUGCCAAGAUUUUUGGCAUUCGGUUUUUUAAGGGUCUCUAAUGUUUUAGCUUACUGUGCAGUGGGUAAUGAACAAAAUAACAUGAACCUGCGAUUAAAACAUUGCCAAGGACCCAUAUUUUUUAAAUUAAUAGAUUUUGGCGUUCUUCGGCCACCAGGUUAGCGACAAACGGCCGGAGAAAAUCGAAUUUUUGCAAACUUUGCGGCCGAAUAACUUGUCUAAAACGAUUGAAACACGGAAAGUGAUUGCAACGAUCUUCAGAAUAUUGUAUUCUAAGGUAGUAUGCGAAGUUUGAAGCAAAUCGGACAGAUAAUAAAAAAGUAGAUGCGAUUUUAAGCUUUUUACCUUAUGGAUUAUAUUACUUUAGGCAACUUUUAAUGUCCGACAGCGUUAAAUAGUCUAAUUAAUUAACUAUAUUAUCUCAUAACAUCCUGUUAAGGGAGAUUAAUUGCAAAAAUUUUAACUCUUAGGCCGAAAAAAAGUUUUACCUUAUAGUAGCAUACCUGAUCUUAUACCAAAAAUAAUGAAAGUUUAUGACUGAAGUCAAAGUUUUAAAACUAUCUAUGUGAGUUGAGAUGGCUUUCUAAGGCUAUACUGAGCUUUUGGAGUUGGUUUCAACUUCGCUGCGCCAAUUUCAAAAAUGGCCAAUAUCACUUAAAACGAGGUUCUUAGAACCGCUUCUAAACUGGUGCGGAUGCCACUAAUUAUGCUCUUAUUGUCUUUUUAGAUCAUAGUAGACCUAGCUGAGUCAAAAUUUACCGAUUUUAAAAAUAUUAUUUUAGUCACCUAAAUAUCAGUUUUUUUGGAAUUUUGAGUGAGUAAGCUAGUAUAUGACAUAGGGUUGCUUAUAGUUCUCUAAAACUACUCUAAUUAUGCUCACAGAAAAAAGAAUUUAGGCAAUUGCUUCGUUACGAAACGAUUUAGUAGCAAAAGAUGUCUAAAAUAAGGUUUUCAAAUCUACUACUACUACUAUUUUUUGGUCAGUCCGACUCGUUUCCAAUUUUUAAUUUGAGCUACCCUUGGGCACCCUAACAAAGUUAUGCAAACAGUUUUCCCGAUUUGAAACUUUUUUUUUUGUGGUUGAUGUGCGCGCCUUUCCCUCACGAAAAGAGCGGGCUUUUGAAAUCGGACUUUUUCCACUCUACAGUGACCUGAUGCAGUGGCAAAAAACGUACCAUUUUGCGUCCGAGAAGUUUCAGAAAUGUGGCAAAAUGCUUCCCCCUCCAAGUGAAAAUGCUCCGAUUUCAAAAACACGCCCGCUCUUUUCGUGAGGGAAAGGCGCGCCCUUCAAAACGAUGUUUUUUUCACUUGGAGAGAGAAGCAUUUCGCCACAUUUUUGAUACUUCCCGGAUGCAAAAUGGUACGCUUUUGCCAUUAGAUGAGGUCCGCCACUGUACACUCUCAUCGCCAAAGAUGGUUGUAUACUGUUUUACGACUCCGCUCACAAAUCGCGAGCUAAAAUUUUUAGGAACUGGUAUGCGGCUCAGACGUAAUUUGUGUAAAAUUGAAAAAAAAAAAUGAUUGCCGCUCUUUGAACACUUUGCUUGCAAAUCAAACUCAUUGAUCUUAAUUUUCACUUCCUCUUUUUUUUCUGCGACUGAUCGAAUUGAUCAGUCCAGAGUACAAAACUUACUUUAUUUUACGGGGAUUCUUAGGAAACACAAAAGUCUCAAAUCAGACAAAAAACAUAAUUUAUUUAAAAUCAUAAUUUUUCAGCCGAAAUCUCGGCUUGUCCGAGAAAAUUCUCAACCAGAAAGAGAGAAUUCUGGCAGAAUAUAACGCCUGGAAUCAGCUGAUCGACCCAAAUGGGCUUGGGCAACCAGCUUUCGAGGCCUUCAACGACCUCUUCUCCAACAUCGAGUUUCAUGAGAAAAGGGAUGGGAAAUUCACGCUGUUCCAUCGAUUGCCUAAUGAAAUUAAAUUUAUGGUAAUGUAAGUUGGCCUUCAAUGCUCAGACCUUAAUGCGACUUGGCACAAAAUUCGAGUUUUUUAAGACAAAUGCGAGAUUACAGGCUCGCGCUUUGCAGAAAAGAAAAAAAAAAAAAAAAAAAAAAACGAAAUUUUGCUAGGUUGAAAACAGAGAAAAAUUGGCAUUUUCAGCAAAUUUUGGCUUUAAAAAAUCGCGUACGGACAUAAAUAUUAUAAUUAGAAAUUGUCCAACUGUCAUCAAAACCCCUCAAUUUUCAGAAAAAAGGCUUCGGAUAUGCCCCCGACGUCUGUGGACUCAACCGGUCGAACUUUCAAUGUUCUCUACGGUAACAUUACUGAAGAAGAUCAGGACUAUGACUAUGAUCUUUUCAUCAUGACAUCCGGCAAAAAGGGAGUCGAAAAAGGAGAAAGCUCAGCGCAAGCGCGCCGAAGACGCCAUGAGAUGGAGAACGCGUUAGAUUACUAUUAG
Messenger RNA from Bursaphelenchus xylophilus (pine wood nematode), 2980 nucleotides. NCBI's taxonomy places the organism in Eukaryota, Metazoa, Nematoda, Chromadorea, Rhabditida, Aphelenchoididae. The record is from the annotation of a GenBank genome assembly.